Molecule: messenger RNA, 2198 nt
Organism: Vespula vulgaris
Lineage: Eukaryota; Metazoa; Arthropoda; Insecta; Hymenoptera; Vespidae
Gene: Bap60
Product: brahma-associated protein of 60 kDa
Exons: 7
Coding region: 326-1825 (499 amino acids)
Biological process (GO): regulation of transcription by RNA polymerase II
Cellular component (GO): SWI/SNF complex; nucleus
Source: RefSeq, a predicted model, not a curated record
AUAUAUAUAUAUAUAUAUAUAUAUAUAUAGAGAGAGAGAGAGAGAGAGAGAGAGAGAGAGAGAGAGAGAGAGAGAGAGAGAGAGAGACAGACACGCGUAUCAUAAAUGUGUAUAUAUGUAUGUAUGUAUGUAUAUACAUAUUUUACCUAUAAUGUUUUAAUAUGGAGAUUUUUUUCAAUGUUUGUUAGUUUGUAUCACUUUUUUGACGUAUUUUUAUGAUUUAUUCUCACUACUGGUUGCGUCUAUUUGUAGCGUUUUAAUGUAACAUCUCUCAAGAGUAUUAAAUCAAAGAAUUUGAAUAACUUGUGUUAAUAGAUAAAAAAAUAUGGCGCAAAGAUUUCCUGUUCCAAAUACAGGAAACAAUGGUCCUCCUCCGCAACGGUAUCCUCCUUCUUCUGUACCACCAAAUCUACGCCAAUAUUCAGGACCAAAUUUUCCAAUGCAACAAAGAUCUGGAUUUACACCUCCUCCACAAAUGAGCAAUGCAGCACCAGGACCAGGAGGAAUAAUGAGACCUAAUCAACCAUAUACUAAUAUGCGUCAAGGUCCAAUGCCAACGCCUCCUGUUGGUAAAAGGAGUGCUGAUCAAAGAAUACCUUUGUCGCAGCAAAAACCGUAUUUUUGGAACAGUGACUUUUCACAUUCCACAUCCAAGAAGAAAAAGAAACUUGCUGACAAGAUAUUACCUCAAAAAGUACGAGAUUUGGUACCAGAAUCCCAAGCUUAUAUGGAUUUACUUGCAUUUGAAAGGAAGUUAGAUGCAACUAUAAUGCGUAAACGUCUUGAUAUACAAGAAGCCUUGAAACGUCCAAUGAAACAGAAACGAAAGUUACGUAUUUUUAUUUCCAAUACAUUUUAUCCAGCCAAAGAAGCAGCAGAGGGAGAGGAGGGUUCGGUUGCUUCUUGGGAACUAAGAGUUGAAGGCAGAUUAUUAGACGAUACUAAAAAUGAUCCUAAUAAGGUGAAGAGAAAAUUUUCAUCCUUUUUUAAAAGCCUAGUUAUUGAAUUAGAUAAAGAUUUAUAUGGACCAGAUAAUCACUUAGUUGAAUGGCAUCGUACAUUAACUACACAAGAAACUGAUGGAUUUCAAGUAAAAAGACCAGGAGACAAAAAUGUUCGUUGUACUAUUCUUCUACUUCUUGAUUAUCAGCCUUUACAGUUCAAAUUAGAUUCACGACUUGCACGAUUAUUAGGUGUGCAUACACAAACUCGACCUGUUAUUAUUUCAGCACUUUGGCAAUAUAUAAAAACUCAUAAACUUCAAGACAGUCAUGAACGUGAAUUUAUAAAUUGUGACAAAUAUUUGGAACAAAUCUUUGCUUGUCCCAGAAUGAAAUUUGCUGAAAUACCACAAAGAUUAAAUCCAUUAUUGCAUCCACCUGACCCCAUUGUGAUUAAUCAUGUCAUUAGCGUAGAAGGCACAGAAACAAAGCAAACUGCAUGUUAUGAUAUAGAAGUCGAAGUCGAUGAUACGUUAAAAACGCAGAUGAAUAAUUUUCUAUUAUCAACUGCAAGUCAACAGGAGAUACAAAGUCUAGACAACAAGAUACACGAAACUGUUGAAACAAUUAAUCAAUUAAAAACAAAUCGUGAAUUUUUCUUAAGCUUUGCAAAGGAUCCUCAACAAUUCAUUAACAAAUGGAUUAUAUCACAAACAAGAGAUUUAAAAACAAUGACUGAUGUUGUUGGAAAUCCAGAGGAAGAACGUAGAGCUGAAUUUUACUAUCAACCUUGGGCACAAGAAGCUGUCUGUCGUUACUUUUAUACUAAAGUCCAACAAAAACGAGCUGAGUUAGAACAAGCUCUUGGCAUACGAAAUUCAUAAAAUUAUUAAAAAGUUGUCUAUCAGUGCGAUGAAAUGUUGUAUAAAAUAUUUUCUCCAUGAUAUUUUGUUGCAGUGACUAUAAUAUUUGAGUUUUUGUAAUAUUGUAAACUACAAAUGGACCUUCUCUCCCCCCCCUCUCUCUUUUAAAGAUAUAGAUCAUACAAUUGGUAAUCAUUGGGCAUUGAUAUAUUUAUAAAGUAAAUAUAUAUAAGAAAGAGAGACUUAUUUAUACAAAUACAUUUCGUAUAUUACUGAAAUGAAACUUUUUUCAAGCAAAGUAUUAAAAUCUUGCAUUAUAUUCCAUAUUUGCUGCAGUACUAUUAUUAGUAAACCUUACGCGUAACAAUAAAUAAAGAGAUUGAUACAAGUGUGA